GGAAUGCGGAAUUAAAAGUAGGAACCAAAGCUGGGCAGUAUGUUUCAUCCCGCACAGAGUUCCAGACCGGACUUGCGAGAAAUCGGCGAUCUUUUCGAUAACUUGACGUCAAACUAGCAGUUAGCUGUGUGGCUACCGGCCCGUUGAAGCAGAAAUGCCCAAAAAGAAAACCGGUGCCCGGAAAAAGGCUGAAAGUCGUAAGGAGCGAGAGAAACAGAGUCGAGCCAACCGGGAACAUGUAGAUGUGGCCAAACACCCCUGCAACUUUAACAUGGAUUGUGACAAAUGUCAGAGAAAACAGAAGAACAGAGCCUUCUGCUACUUCUGUAACUCUGUGCAGAAGCUGCCUGUCUGUGCUCAGUGUGGCAAAACCAAGUGCAUGAAGUCAUCAGAUUGCGUCAUCAAACAUCCUGGGAUCCACAGCACUGGGAUGGCCAUGGUGGGGGCAGUAUGUGACUUCUGUGAAGCUUGGGUGUGCCACGGCAGGAAAUGUCUGAGCACUCACGCCUGUGUGUGUCCCCUGACUGAUGCAGACUGCAUCGAGUGUGAUCGCAGUGUGUGGGAUCACGGAGGGCGAAUCUUCCGCUGUUCAUUUUGUCAUAACUUCCUAUGUGAGGAUGAUCAGUUUGAACACCAGGCAAGCUGCCAAGUCCUUCAGGCAGAAACAUACAAAUGUGUUUCUUGUAAUAGACUGGGACAGCACUCCUGCCUACGUUGUAAGGCCUGUUACUGUGAUGACCACGCCAAGAGUAAGGUCUUCAAACAGGAGAAAGGAAAAGCUCCACCCUGUCCCAAGUGUGGUCACGAGACCCAAGAGACAAAAGACCUCAGCAUGUCCACUCGCACGUUGAAGUUUGGCCGCCAGGCUGGUGCUGACGACGAUGACGAUUAUUACGACGACGGAGCAUCAGGAUACGAUUCCUACUGGAAGAACUUAGCUUCUGGAAGCAGAGAGCAACAGGACAACGAUGAUGAGGAUGAGGAAGAUGAAGAUGAGGAAGAUGAAGCCGAGGAGGAGGAGGAGGAGGAGGAGGAGGAGGAGGAGGAAAGAAGAAGAAGAAGGUGAAGAGGAAAAGGCUGCUGCUUCCAUGGCGGGUCUUAAACUGGACGGGACCACCUAAGACAGAGACGGAAGAAGGCUGUACAGGCGGAGAGCACAGUCCCAUAGAGCCAGAUGAUCCUCUGCAGAUGUUCAGUUGUUACAAGUCAGGAAUGAAUAGAGACCUACACAGAAAAUCUAUCUAUCUAUCUAUCUGUCUCUGUCUGUCUGGUAUAACCAGGGCUGGGUGUUGAUACUAGUGCAAAUUUUCUUUCUGUACGAUACUGCUUCUAAUACCUCACUCUGAGGACUAUAAAUGUUUUUCUAUAAAACCUACACAAGCAGCUGUACAAGAACUAGAAGAAUAAAAUCAUAAGUUCAAAUAAUAGGCAAGUUUUGGUUAAAAUAUUUCUGUAAGCCCCUUUUGACUCAUUUUUGUUUUGACACAAUUUUAAUUAGGAAAAUGUAAAAACAGGACCCCCCACCACAAGACAGGUAAAUGUGCAAAGUGGAAGCAGUCAAUUCUCAUUUCAAAGUUUCCUUUAAUCUUGUGUGUUUUGCUGGUUUGUCGUUAGGAACACAUAACAGAGUUUUACAGUCAGCGAUAAGAUGAUUCUUACAGAUGUGCAUCUUGGCAGUCACAGUGAACUACGUAUGUAUAAAAAUCUGUGUGCAACUCAGUCUUUCCCUGUAAUUUUUGUUCUCACUGGACUUCUGUGGUGUAUAUUCUCUAACCCACUCGCAGUUCAUGAAAUCACUACAUGCUGCCUCAUAAUGAAUUUGGGUCCUUUUUGGCCUGUGUUUUUUGUCAAAUUUGUUUAAUCCUUCCCAUGUCUUACUGUAAAGCACACUGAGUUUACCUGUGUGAGGUGUGCUAUGCAAAUAAAAUUGACUUGAUUUAAUGUCUGCAGCUCCAGACGAUUAUUCAGCCCUGGUUACAGUCUGAAAUAUAUUUUUUUUAUUGUGAUGUCUUUACUGUGUAAUAACUGUUCUGCUGAGGACUUGAUCUGCAAUUUAUAGUAAAUUGGUUGUUUACCCUGCAACACAAAGGUUGUUCAGUCAACUUGACAUUUGCUCUGCUCGUUUUUUCUGCUCCAUUUGAUGAGACAUGAUUGUUAAAUAUGCCAAAUAAAUAUUAAAAUCAUA
Micropterus salmoides (largemouth bass) is the source of this 2185-nucleotide messenger RNA. It is a transcript of the gene noazfp, whose product is annotated as zinc finger protein 330. The record is from RefSeq and is a predicted model, not a curated record. Lineage: Eukaryota; Metazoa; Chordata; Actinopteri; Centrarchiformes; Centrarchidae. The transcript is spliced from 10 exons. The coding region runs from base 155 to 1066 and encodes 303 amino acids. Gene Ontology annotation, molecular function: zinc ion binding. Gene Ontology annotation, cellular component: nucleus.